UCCCGUAAUGCGAGAAGUCUUUGUGGGAAGCGGCGGAGCAAGCAGCUGCCUUUCUUGCGCUCGCCUGAACAUUACUGGAGGAGAAGCCACAGCAGCCUACAGAGAGGUUUUCAUACGAGCAAAAUAAGAUAUAAAUGGACCAAAAGUGAAGCUCAUUCUUGCAGUAGGCACUGUUACUCUCCAAGCAGCCAUGGUUUACAUUUUGGAAUUUUGAGACUUAGCACUUCUGCUCCCAAGGGACUUACAAAAGCGAACCUUCGUAUGUCCCGUAUUAAAAAUACUUUGAACUCUGUUUCGAAGGCUGUUUUUGGCAAGCAGAAUGAAAUGAUCUCUCGUUUAGCUCAACUUAAGCCAAGCUCUCGAAUAUUCAGAAAAGUGUCAGAUAGUGGCUGGUUAAAACAGAAAAACAUUAAACAAACCAUCAAAUUUCUGAAAAAAUACAGCAACAAAUCAGCAGAAGAGGGUUCUUUUUCAGCAAAGGAAAGUCACGUUAUGGAGAAAGAAGAUACAGGUAAGCAAAGCCUCUUUCAUUACACGAAUAAUCUAACCACGAAAUUCGGAGAGUCAUUCUACUUUUUAUCAAGUCAUAUUAAUUCAUACUUCAAGCGUGAGGAAAAAAUGUCUGAACAAAAGGAAGAUAAACAUUUCCAGGACAAAUCAGAACUGGAGCUUAAAAAGACUGAAGACGAGAAACCCAGUUCUCCAGAUCCUGGCGUCCUGACUGAUAAGAAUCUGGGCUCAGAAGCUUCUUUAUAUUCUGAGGACAAUGCUGCAAGUCCCAGUGGGACGCCCGAGGUUCUUCCCAUUUCUACUAAACAAAGUAUUGCCAACUUUCUUUCUCGUCCCACUGAAGGUGUACAAGCUUUAGUAGGUGGUUAUAUUGGUGGACUUGUCCCCAAACUAAAGUAUGAUUCAAAGAGUCAGUUAGAAGAGCAGGAAGAGGCGAUGAAAGCUGAGCAGGCCAUCAGCAAAGACAAAAAUGCAGAGGAGAAAAGGCGGUUAUCUCUUCAGCAAGAAAAGAUAAUUGCCAGAGUGAGUAUUGAUAACAGAACCCGGGCAUUAGUUCAAGCGUUAAGAAGAACAACCGACCCAAGGCUCUGCAUUAACAGAGUUGAAGAACUGACGUUCCAUCUUCUAGAAUUUCCUGAAGGAAAAGGAGUGGCUGUCAAGGAAAGAAUUAUUCCAUAUUUACUACGAUUGAGACAAGCUAAGGAUGAAACUCUUCAGGCUGCAGUCAGAGAAAUUUUGGCCUUAAUUGGCUACGUGGAUCCAGUGAAAGGAAGAGGAAUCCGGAUUCUCACAAUUGAUGGUGGAGGAACAAGGGGUGUGGUUGCUCUUCAGACCCUACGAAAAUUAGUUGAACUUACUCAGAAGCCAAUUCAUCAACUCUUUGAUUACAUUUGCGGUGUAAGCACAGGUGCUAUAUUAGCCUUCAUGUUGGGAUUGUUUCAUAUGCCCCUGGAUGAAUGUGAGGAACUUUAUCGAAAAUUGGGAUCAGAUGUGUUUUCACAAAAUGUCAUUGUUGGAACAGUCAAAAUGAGUUGGAGCCAUGCAUUUUAUGACAGUCAAACAUGGGAAAACAUUCUUAAGGAUAGAAUGGGAUCUUCACUAAUGAUUGAAACAACAAGAAACCCCAUGUGUCCUAAGGUAGCUGCAGUAAGUACCAUAGUGAACAGAGGGAUAACGCCAAAAGCUUUUGUGUUCAGAAACUAUGGACACUUUCCUGGAGUCAACUCUCACUAUUUGGGAGGCUGUCAGUAUAAACCGUGGCAGGCCAUUAGAGCCUCAUCUGCUGCUCCCGGCUACUUUGCAGAGUAUGUGUUGGGAAAUGAUCUUCAUCAGGAUGGAGGUUUGCUCCUGAAUAACCCUUCAGCGUUAGCAAUACACGAGUGUAAAUGUCUUUGGCCAGACGUCCCAUUAGAGUGCAUAGUGUCCUUGGGCACUGGACGUUACGAGAGUGACGUGAGAAACACCGCGACACACACGAGCCUGAAAACCAAACUGUCUAACGUUAUCAACAGUGCUACAGACACAGAAGAAGUCCAUGUAAUGCUUGAUGGUCUGUUACCGCCUGACACCUAUUUUAGAUUUAAUCCUGUUAUUUGUGAAAACAUACCUCUAGAUGAAAGUCGAAAUGAAAAGCUGGAUCAGCUGCAGUUGGAGGGGUUGAAGUACAUAGAAAGAAAUGAAGAAAAAAUGAAAAAACUUGCAAAAAUAUUAAGUCAAGAAAAAACAACUCUGCAGAAAAUUAAUGAUUGGAUAAAACUAAAAACUGACAUGUAUGAAGGCCUUCCGUUCUUUUCAAAAUUGUGAUGAGUGUGUGCAUAUAUAGCCUCCUAACUGAAUGCCUGUUUAGAAGAUUCACAGAAUU
Messenger RNA from Mesoplodon densirostris (Blainville's beaked whale), 2371 nucleotides. Its product is annotated as calcium-independent phospholipase A2-gamma. The record is from RefSeq and is a predicted model, not a curated record. Lineage: Eukaryota; Metazoa; Chordata; Mammalia; Artiodactyla; Ziphiidae. The transcript has a single exon. Bases 262 to 2313 code for a protein of 683 amino acids. Gene Ontology annotation, biological process: arachidonate metabolic process. Gene Ontology annotation, cellular component: membrane.